UUCUCUUCCAACUUCUUUCUCUUUCUCAUCCCAUAGCUAUGGCGUUUCCUAAGGUUAUCACAGCACUUCUUCUUGCACUCACUAUGCUCAGAAUUAGACCCUCCGCAUGCCAAACAGUAGAAGCCAAAGUCUCUUGCACUGACUGCUCUAACAACUACGAUUUCUCUGGCAUUAUGGUCUCAGUGAAGUGUGAAGGUGUGAAAAAGCUGGCUACGGCGACAACAGAAGAGAAGGGUUUCUUUAAGGUUGAUCUUCCCAGAGACCAUGGAAAAGCUCCCUCAGUGAAGUGUCUUGUGAAACUUCUUGGGGGACCAAAUCAUCUGUAUGCUACAAAGAAGAACCAGGUGUCUGAAAUUGUGAAGGGAAAAGAGAAAAACACUUACACAAUCUCCACUCCUCUUAGUUUCUUGAGAUCAUGUCCUAAAAACAGAGAAUGCAAGGUUGCUGAUAACCAGUUCAGUUCAUCCAAAACGUUGGAUCUUCCUCUGCCUCCGGAGUGGGGUUUGGCACCCACCAGCUACUAUCUUCCUUUUCUCCCCAUCAUUGGAAUACCUUAGUCUGUCCGUUUAACAUGUAAUAGCUGGGAAGAAGAAAAAACAGUGUUCAUAUAUAUGCAUAUAUCAUGUGUGUAACAUGAAAAAAUGUCAUAUAAAUAUCAAUCUAUGUCUUGAAGGAAGUUGAUUUCAGCCACAGAAAUAAAAUUUCGUUUUAGUUUGACCCAGAGAAA
Vigna angularis (adzuki bean) is the source of this 727-nucleotide messenger RNA. RefSeq lists its product as uncharacterized. The transcript has 2 exons. Bases 39 to 557 code for a protein of 172 amino acids. Lineage: Eukaryota; Viridiplantae; Streptophyta; Magnoliopsida; Fabales; Fabaceae. The record is from RefSeq and is a predicted model, not a curated record.